Knipowitschia caucasica is the source of this 240-nucleotide messenger RNA. The record is from the annotation of a GenBank genome assembly. NCBI's taxonomy places the organism in Eukaryota, Metazoa, Chordata, Actinopteri, Gobiiformes, Gobiidae.
AUGAAGACCGAGGGGGGGGGGGGGGGCUCUGUCUGCUGCUCCGCUCAGACUGCGCAGGUUUGCCCCGUGUUUGCCCCCAUCCGUCUGCUCCGUCUCCCCAUCAUCUCCACGCUCGGCUCCUUGCACCUCAACGAUUUUGGCGCAUCUCCACCGCCUGCCUCUGUGUGUGCAGCGGUGGGACCAGAGACGGGACCAGAGGUGGGACAGGACCGGGUCUGCCUCACUGCCCUCCAGGAAUGA